This is a messenger RNA of Phanerochaete carnosa HHB-10118-sp, 3251 nucleotides long. RefSeq lists its product as uncharacterized. NCBI's taxonomy places the organism in Eukaryota, Fungi, Basidiomycota, Agaricomycetes, Polyporales, Phanerochaetaceae. The transcript is spliced from 14 exons. The record is from RefSeq and is a predicted model, not a curated record. The coding region runs from base 55 to 2370 and encodes 771 amino acids. Gene Ontology annotation, biological process: transcription initiation at RNA polymerase III promoter. Gene Ontology annotation, molecular function: protein binding; histone acetyltransferase activity. Gene Ontology annotation, cellular component: transcription factor TFIIIC complex.
UCGCAAGCUUAAGCAGACACGCCCGUGGUCACCGGUCAACCGUCGUCUUCAAUAAUGCCCAGCUAUCCCAUCCUUACUGCGCUCAGUCUGCCUGCGGUCUCUACAUUUCCUUCAGCAGGCUGCAUACAAUGGUCUGCUGACGGGCAAGCAAUAUUGCUUAGCAAAUCUGCAAUCUAUAUUCUCACACCAGAGCCCGGAAUCGCUGUCGACGAGUCGUCUGUUAUUAAGCAGACUCUGGAUAGAACCUUGACAAUAGGUGGUCAAAAACCUAUUGGCUGGCUGCGCACCAUGCUUGGGAACGGAAAGGAGUCUGAUCUGCACGUUUGGGCUGAAGUGACCAAAGACUGGUGGGGAUCCGUGUCGCUGGGGUCCACGGACCCGUCCUUUCGUGCUGUGACGUGUUCACCGAGCAAUAUCUACGCAGAUGCUGGGUGCAUAUAUGCGGUCUUGGAUUCCAAUGCAGAAAUCUUUCUGUUCAGGCCUGUAAAGGAUCCGUUGACUGGACAGUGGCUUAAGUUCGCCGAUUUGCAUCAGGUUCUUACAGACGCUAGUGAGACAUUGAUACCGGACGACGACGAAAAGAAGGUCCUUUGCCAGACACUUCACAGACAAUCCACAUGCAUUGCAUGGUCACCGUCAGUAGACUUUGGCAUGUCCCCUGCACCGGAUGUGGAUGGUUCUCUUCUCGCCAUCGGAAACAGAGCUGGCCGCGUUCAUAUUUUACGGUACAACCAAGGGCUUAACUCGUCACAUCUUAUGCGGCGUGUAACAAGCGUAGUCAUCGGGGAACGAUGGGUAACUCAUCUUGCCUGGUCCACCGCGAUAUGCACGCGUCCUGAGACUUCACAGACAUACCUAGCUUGCGCACUUGCUGACGGUUCGGUGACUGUCGUGGCUGUUGUUCAAACACUCGCAGCGUGCUCUAAUAUGCCGGCUUUCCAUCCUGAGUAUGAUCUCAUCACCUCUACAGAAGAUGUGAAGGAAGAGGUGAUUCAUGGGGACAAAAGAGCGACAACAUCUCUGCGCUGGAUCAACACUUCUCGUGCUGAGCCCAUCCUUGUAUUCACCAAGUCUGGCGUCCUUCAUCUCUGGUCCAAGCCUUCGGCGUUCACGGCGUGGUCAGGUCUCCUUACUGGCGUCACAUAUUCACCACGAUGCGACGCACUUGUCGUGAGCCUAGCAGAUGGAUCCUUGCAUAUUGUGCGAAAAGUCACUUCCGAUCCGACGCUGGCCUUAGGAAUCCCGGAAGACAAUUUGACCUCAGAAUCGAUCUCGAAGACGGCGCGUUCAGCGUUCAUAAAGGUCGAAGAGGAUGAUGUAGACAAACAACAGGUGAACGCGAUACAUGGGAUGACAUCUUACGAUGGUGAUUCCUUUUACAUCUGGAUACAUGAAGGUCUUCGACCGACAGAUUUCAGUUACAAGCACGAUGCCAAACAUACGAGCAUGAUACUCGCCGCGCAGCUCUGGGACGGCAAGAGCGAUGAUCAUGUCAUGCAAGAUGUAGCGGAUGUAUUCUCGCGGUGCAAAGCAUCUUCCGGCGAAUCUCCCAUAGCCACCCUUCGACCUCUCUUCCUAGAGCUCCGUGAUCCCGACCGUCUCCGCCGCCUGCACCCCCGCAUUCUCCCCCUCGUGCGCCUGCAGCAUCUUCCUGACGAUUUCCCCAACACCGUGCUUUCCGCCUGGACUGGUCCACUGACCCCAGCUUUCCGGGCGCAGUUUCGGCGAUCACUGCGGACGCACCUCUUUGGCCGCAACAGCUUCCUAUCGCAACGCCUGUGCGUCAUGCUGGCGAGUUUCUGCGAGCAUGAGAGCGAAGAUGAGGCGAUACGAGAAGCCUUCCGUAAGGCUGUUGCGGACACGGUCGGUACGCUCUGGCCCAGGCUUUUACGUAUUGUCCUCCGGCACAUCGCCGCGGUGCUUUCCCUCCUUACUGAGCCCGACGUGCCCUUCGUCCUCCGCGUCAUCGUGCAGGCUCUAUUGCCGGAUAUCCCGAACGAUCUCCAGCAAGAGGCACACGAACUCUCGACGCAGAUCCAGGCCACGGUGCCCUCGACGAUUACAGAUGCGACGAGCCUGGGGCUUGAUGAACAGUGUCCUGCGUGCCGUGGCAAGGUGUCGUUGCAGGACAUUAACACCGCUACGUGUCCGAACGGACACAUCUGGCCGCGCUGCUCAAUCACAUCCUUCAUCCUCAGUACACCAAUGGUGCGCACGUGCAUGGGCUGCAGCCGCAAGGCCCUCCUCCCACCGCCCACCUCGGUCAUGCGUUGGUUGCCCCCCUCGGCGCGCAGCUGGCUCGUCGAGGAUCUUCUCAGUGCAGUUCGCCGGUGUUUCUUCUGCGGAUGCGGUUUCGCCACGCUUCUCUGAGAGUCUCCUGUGGCCAAGGGUCAUGAGGAGGUGUGAUGCAUCUCGUGACCACCACAGCCGUGUUCACUAGGCUUCGCGGGUGAAAUGCGUACGACUAAUUCACGUCGCGUAAUGGCCCGCAUUGAAAUUAAAGCUACCAGGAACUUGGCGGGCGACUUAUCGCGAUGUGCACAUAUCAGACCGUUAGGAAAAGAGCAUAUACUUGGGAAUGGUCGAGAAUCGGCUACGAGAUGAUACAGUACCCAUGGAAAUUAUAUACGGCAUGGGCAGCAAGAGGAAGUUUCCACAGCAUGAUAAUACAAUUAUAUACGAAAGUGGUGGUCAUCGAGAGUUAGAUAGAAGGCAAGUGGGUUGACAGACGACCAAGAAAGAUGAGCGGUCGAACAUCGUACAUAAAAAUAUUUAAGUGACGAAAGCCAAAGAGGCGAGGAGAUUAAUAUACAAGGACCAAGAGCAGCGAAAUCUUACUAUUGGUACCCAGGAAUCAAGGAGUGCCUACGAGUAGCACGUCACAAGCAGUACACCGAGGCCAGUGUUCUUCACGAAGUCGCGGGGUACCUUCCGGCAGCCUUUACCACGACUAAGAUCCUUCACGAGAGCCUUGCGGCUAGGGUGCAUGACCUUGCGGAGCGCAUCAAGGCCGUUGUCGCGUUGCUCGAGGUAGUCGCGCACAUUAAGAAAUGCACUUGACUUGAGGAGCGCUUUCGCAGCCUUGAUGCUCCGCGGGAGGCUCGGGAGCGUGUAGAAGUACUGUUCCGACGUAGACGUCGUCGCAGAACAGAGACCGAGCUCGACGAUCAGAGCCUGCAGGAACGUGAGGUUACCCCUCUCUUUGACUUCGGUGGAGGGAGACGAGAGGAAGCUGUAUAGAUCAUCCUUGU